Molecule: messenger RNA, 2716 nt
Organism: Syngnathus acus (greater pipefish)
Lineage: Eukaryota; Metazoa; Chordata; Actinopteri; Syngnathiformes; Syngnathidae
Gene: rnpepl1
Product: arginyl aminopeptidase like 1
Exons: 11
Coding region: 522-2558 (678 amino acids)
Biological process (GO): proteolysis
Molecular function (GO): zinc ion binding; metalloaminopeptidase activity
Source: RefSeq, a predicted model, not a curated record
AACUUUGUCUUUGCUACUUCCUGUUUGCUGGCUCGCGAGCUUGUCAAUGUCCCAUACGUCCCGAACACAGACGGGCAGUAUCGAAACAAACAAAGCGCACAGGAACAGAACGACGACGACGACGACGUGCCUGACCGACAGGAGAGGACCGAACCAGACGGCACGGCGGGGCACGGCACGGCACGGCACCGCAUGUGUGAGCCGGCGGCUUGAGCGCGCGGAAGCUGAGGAAAGCUGCCGAGGACAGGACGCACUCCCCGGGAGUGCACCAUGCUAACGUUGCUAGUUAGCGAGCUGUCAGUCAGAUUGAAGCCUCCGAGUCGACUUCCGGUUCUGGUUCCGCCCUCAGGUUCUGUUGUCAAGUGGACUCGAGUCGUGCGUCUGGAUUUGACUUUGAAUGUGGAGUCUGAACUUAUUGGAGUUUAGACCCCUUGGCAGAGCGAAUGAUGUUAAUUGUCAUCUUGGUUUGGGACUUUUUGCUCCCCUUGACCUUGCUCUUAGUUUGCUGACUUUGUUGUGCCAUGUCUGCGCCCACCUCCUCACCCGCCUCGCUGUGCUGCUGCCGCAAGUCUCCAUCCACCGGCUCGGGCCACUGCGCGGGCGAGCCCACAGCCUCCGUCGCCGCCGCUAGGCGGCGCCCCCCCGCAGACGUGGCAUCUGCUGCCAACUUUGCGGACUUCUGUCUGCGUCACUUCCACUUGGACCUGCGUGUCAACUUUGCGCUGAAGGAGAUGAGCGGAUGGCUGGUUCUGGACCUGCUGCCCCUGGUCGCCGGAGUUCGGACCCUGGUGCUGGACGCGCACCCGUCCCUGACGGUCCACGCCGUCGACUGCAAGACGAGCGGCGGCCGUGAGCCCGCCAGCCUCGCUUUCCGCCUGGAGCCCUUCGCGGACUUUGGCUCCGCCCUCAAAAUCGACCUACCUGAACUUGUUAAGGUUGGAGUGCACAUGCAGAUCACCAUCAGGUACGCGGCCACAGACGGACCUGCGAUGUGGUGGUUGGACGCUGAGCUGACGUGCGGUCAAGAUCGUCCUCUGGUGUUCACUCAAGGUCAUUCUGUGUCCAAUCGUUCUUUCUUCCCGUGCUUCGACUCUCCGGCCGUCAAGAGCACGUACACGGCGGCCAUUCGUGUCCCGGACGAUGUGACGGUUCUGAUGAGUGCGUCCCGCAGUUGCUACUCCAAAGCGGAGCGCGUCUUCCGCUUCUCCAUGGACGCGCCGGUGCCCGCCUACCUGGUGGCGCUGGUGGCCGGGAACCUCCGACACGCCGACCUGGGCCCCAGGAGUCGCGUGUGGGCCGAGCCCUGUCUGCUGCCAUGCGCCGUCCAGAAGCUAGGGGGCAGCGUGGAGCGCUGGCUGAGCGCCGCCGAGGGACUCUUUGGACGCUACCUGUGGGGGAGAUGCGACCUGGUGUUCCUGCCGCCGUCCUUCCCCAUGGUGGCCAUGGAGAACCCCUGCCUGACCUUCAUCGUGGCAUCCAUCCUGGAGAGCGGCGAGUUGCUCCUGAUCGACGUGGUCCACGAGAUCGCUCACGCCUGGUUCGGCAACGCCGUCACCAACGCCAGCUGGGAGGAGAUGUGGCUCAGCGAAGGCCUGGCCACCUACGCGCAGCGCCGGAUCACCGCCCAGGCCUACGGCACGGCCUUCACCUGUCUGGAAAGUGCCGUGCGAUUGGACGCCCUGCGCCGGCAGCUGCGCCUGGUCGGCGACGGCAACCCCGUCACUCGGCUGCGAGUCCAACUGGAGCCCGGCGUGAAUCCCAGCACCUUGAUCAAUCUUUUCACCUACGAGAAAGGUUUCUGCUUCGUGUCCUACUUGUCGUCGCUGUGCGGGGACGUCGGACGCUUUGACGGAUUCCUGCGGGACUACAUCAGCGAGUUCAAGUUCCAGAGCGUGGUGGCUCAGGAUUUCCUGGACUUGUUCCUGGCGACCUUUCCCCAAGCAGCGCAGAAGGAAGGUGUGGAUUUCCAGCUCUGGCUGACGGGCUGCGGGGCGCCCCCGUACCAGCCGGACCUGUCGGCGGGGGCCGCCCUGAUCCAACCGGCGCGGGACCUGUGCAGCGCGUGGACCGAGGGGCGCGGCGCCGAUACCGGGGGGGCGGCCGCCGCCGUCUCGGACCUGGCGGGCUGGAGCACCUUCCAGGUGGUUCUGUUUCUGGACUGCAUGCUGGACCACGCGCCACUGCCGCACGAGGUGAUGUGGCAAAUGCGUGAGCGUUACGCGUCGCUGUUGGAUGGCCUGAAUGCCGAGGUUCAAGUGCGCUGGCUGCAGCUGGCGGUCAGGAGUCUUUUCUACGCCGACCUCCCCAGACUGGCCGCCUUCCUCCAAAAACACACGUCCCGCAUGUACACGGUGCCGCUGUACGAGGACCUGUCGGCGGGCCCCAUGCGCGCCGUGGCCGCCGACAUGUUGCGACGCACUCGGCAGCGGCUUCACCCCAACUUGCGACGGACGCUGCAGCAAAUCAUCGCGCGGGGGCAACAGGAGGAGAACGCGCAUUUUGCGCCAGCCCCGCAGUCACCCGCCGCCUCCUUGCCGGAUAUCAAUGUGUCGGCGUGAGGGAGGCGGAGGGACGCCGCCUGCCUGCCCGCCCGAGGCCCGAACAAGAUCCGACGGCCCCGUUUUGCUGUGCUCCGUCGUGUUCCCGCCUCCGAGACUUCCUCAAGCGAGCGUCCCCCUUCUGAAAGGCCACUUUGGUUUGUUGCAAUAAAAAAAAA